CGGAAGAUUACUUUAACCGACUUCUUGGUCGGCUGAUCUAUUACGGCGACCUCUCCGCAUGUCAGCCUCGUCGAGGCUCAGUCAAGACCACCAUCACUUGAUGAACCAACAUCAAGUAAAUGGCUAACAACAGCUCGCCGGGUUACAAAGCCCUCUUCUUCAGGGAAGCAGCCCUAAGACAACAAGCAGAGGAACGCCAACAACAGGCAGAUGAACUCCAGCGGCAGGCACAGAGGGAAAGGGAUCAGGGAAGAGAACGAACACGACAGACAACCUUUGCAGAGCUUAUCCAAUACUGUCACAACUAUUUCUCCCGAUCUCUGAGAGCUGAAAGUCCGUCUCACUCUACAACGGGGAAGAUACCGCCGCCCACUGGGAAAUGCUGUCCGUUGCAGCUUCUGCCUUGGACCGACUGCGCAGUUUUGCACCCAGCAAUGUCUACGGACGCUGCAGCAGGGUGGCCAGCUGGAUGAUAAUUGCCCGAAUGUUAAACUUCACCGACAGGGAGGGAAUAGUAACCAACAUCUCAUCAACAUAUCCAAAGUGUGUGCAAUGGGGAGCUGUCGGUAGGUGAUCCAAAGACGGCUCAUAGCCCAAUGAUCUUAUACCCAGAUAAAAUUGAGGAAUAAUACUUGAUGUCCAUGCCUAC
Molecule: messenger RNA, 649 nt
Organism: Aspergillus ibericus CBS 121593
Lineage: Eukaryota; Fungi; Ascomycota; Eurotiomycetes; Eurotiales; Aspergillaceae
Exons: 1
Coding region: 120-473 (117 amino acids)
Source: RefSeq, a predicted model, not a curated record